CAUGUUCAAUAAUAAAAAUGUCAUCGACCUUGAAAAAAUUCCAGAACCAUCGCCAGAUUUUUAUAGCAUGCCACCAGGAAUUUAUGAUUUGAAAUUUCCAUUCUCAUAUUAUUUUAUGAAACUGAUUGAUAAUUUUAAACCACAUUAUCAUGAAGAAAUUAGUAUAUUAUCACAGGAUCCUGAAAAAAUUGAUCAUAUAACUAAAGAACUUGAUGAGGACACUCUCGAAGAUUAUCUUAAGGAAUUAACUGAAAAAAUUUGUUCAAUCAAUCCGUUAUUAGUGACAGCACCUAUAGAUAGGGAGCCAGAAUUGUACUUUAAAGAUUUUGUUUCGGUUAUUGCUUAUAGUGAGCCUGGUAAUGAAGAUCCCGAACAACUAGAAUUAAUAUUUAAACGAAGACUUGGAAAAACAAAAGUAUUGGAUCCUAUUGCUUUACAUGCGUAUUGGUGGUCUCACGGAAAUUCAAUUAUAGCAGAAUCACAAAUAGUUAAAAUGUGUCCGGAACUUAAAGUUACUACAGUCAAUGAUAUGUCAGAAAUAAUCGAUAAUGCUGUGUCAAUAAUGUUGAAUAAAAUUAAAAGUGGUGAAGACAUUGAACGAUGGAAACACGAUGCCAAUAAAAUUAUUUUACUUGGUAAAAAGAUUUUUGCUGAUUCAAAAUCUCUUCAAACCUUACAAUUUUAUAAUGAAUUGUUUAGCAUUAGCUCUAUUCGAAAAAAAGAUAUUUUAAAAAUUUUUUCUCUUGGACAAUAUUCAAAUCAAGUAAUCACUAUUGAAAUGUUAGAUGCAGUUUCUGGAAUUUUAAAUAAUCUUCAAAAAUCAGAAAAAAACAUAUCUAAACGAAGCAUAAUAUUAAGUUAUCUUGAUAUCAUUCCGAUAGAAUCUAAUGUAAGAACUCAACUUUAUGAACAGUUAUUUUCGGAUGAACCACUACCAUUGAUGAGCAUAAUUAUUAAAAGAAUCUUUGAAAUAGAGGAAGAGCAUUAUAAGGAAGUGUUUUUCAAACUCAUUCGAAAUCCAGCGGAUAUUUUACAAACAUCACAGAGAUUAUAUGUGAUAGAUAAAUCCAUAGUAGAUCUCACCUCCGAUACAGCAACUUUAUGUUGUGACAUAAUUCAACAUGAAUAUUUUCAUAAAGCAAAUUUAUCUAAAUUAGCACCAUAUCUUCAAUCAGCUUUAGAAGUAAUAUGUAGUGAAGUGAAAUCAUUAAGAAAAAUUGCAGCGAUAGCAUUUUUAAAAGAAGUAGUUAGAAUGUUUUGGGAUGUAGUUUUCCAAGAUAUAGAUCAAUCUAUUACGCAUCAACUCAUGAGAUAUGAACAACACGAACUUUUACAAGAUAUUAAUAAUUUCAUGGAAAUGGGACAACCAUUGAUUCAUUCAUUAAAAAUAUUCUUUCUUCGAGAUUUGAGACAUCGAGGCCUGUCAUUUAAUGAUGUUAAAAGAUUCUGUAAAGAAAGGUCUAACGAGAUACCCUGGUAUGAUCAUUUCUCAUGGGAAACAGAUGAUUCAUCUCGAUUACCAUUCAAUCCGUAUUGGCAUUUACCCAAAAAUAUUCAAGCAGAAAAUGCAUACAAUCGAUUGUAUCAAGCUUCAGACAAUUCUCUAAUGCAAAGAUUUCUUAGAACAGUUCAACAAAAAGAAGAUGUAGAAUUAAAAUUGAUAGUACUUGGAAUUUUCAUGAUAAAAUUUCAUUCUAUGAGAGCAUCACGUGAAUUGAAUCAGGCAGAACAACGAGCAGCAGAUUUUAUGGUAAAAGAAGUUAGCAAAAUAUAUUUCCCAAAAGCUUUUUCACAAAUGAUUGAGGAUAUUAUGAAAAAUACACAUAAUUUAUAUAGUAUUGACACUAAUAUUACAAGUAGUGAAUUAAUCAUGAAAUCAGUUCUUGUACAUAUUGUAGGAUUACAUGCUUCAAUUUCUGAAAAUACAUCACCUUUAUCUGCUUAUUUGCAGAAUGCACAAGGAUGUCAAUCACAUUAUAUUAUUGCAUGUCAAUCUGAUUAUGAAACUGUUUUGUUUAAUGCUGUUUCUCAAGGUGGAGUAGUAAGGUAUAAAUGCGAUUGUGGAUUUAAAUACGUAAUUGGUGAUUGUGGUAAAGCCUGGGUAAAAGCAAAAUGUCCCGAAUGUGGAAAUGAUAUAGGUGGAUCUAAUCAUGUGUUGGCUGGAGGAAAUGUUCAACUUGAUAAGGGAAAGUCCUCAGGUUUCAAAGCUCAAGAUCAAACAGGAUAUAUUGAGGAAGAACCGAAUACUCAAGAAAAUAAUUCAAUUCGAUCAAUGAUUCCAGCUUCAUAUCGAAUUAUACAUCUAUUUGUUCACACCCUUAUUGCAGCUUCAGCAACAACAGAUAGUGCAACAUUAUUCAAUAAAACUGGCAAAAAUUAUAGCGAUAUUAUUCAAUAUUGUAUGGAACAUAUUAGGUGUGAUUGGAAUAUUCUUAAAAAAAUUUUUGACGUCUCCGAUGAGAAUUUAGCAUUAUUAUUUCAUUCUAUAUUAAGCACUAUGGCCAAAGAACAAUUUUCUCAACAAAAAGCUGUGCUUAAUACAUCAGCAGAGAGAGAGGAUUGGGAAAUAGGAUUUAGCGCAGCUUAUAUUUUACCAAAAAUUCAAAAUAUUACUAAAACUACAGUUGAAUUCAAAACAGAAUUGAAUAAUGCAAUGGGGGCAGCAAAAGUUGCUAAAAACGUAUUAGAAGAAGAGAUUGCACAAGAAUUAGAAAUAAGCCCACAAUAUAAUAAAGAUUUUCUUCCUAGAUUGUGGAGAAUUACCGGGAAAAUUAGUUUUAAUGGGUUUAAUGCGUAUUUCCUGAAGAAUCUUGUACAAAAUUCCAAAGAUUUCCCAUUCUUAAAUGUUUAUUUCAAGCAUGAAAAGAAUUUAUCAAAGUUAAAACACUUUUAUCCAAUUAUCAAGUUUGUUAAAAUUUUACAUUCAAAGUUAGCGCAUAAAUUAACUAGAGAAAAGGCGGAAGAAUAUACUUUUGAUGAAUUCAUUCAAUAUGAAACGAAACAUGAACAUUUUGAUACAUUUGGAUCUCUAAAGAAUUCAUUUAUUGAAUUUGAAAAGUCUUGGAACGCUAUAGCCAGUAACGUUCGUAGGUAUCAAUGCCAUGACUUUGAACCACAUAAAUUAACAAAAGAUAAUCCAAUCGUAUUUGGAUUAGUUGAAGCCAAAGAUUCUGGAAUUUACUUGUGCGCAAUUAUUGAAUACUUGAUCAACUUACAAAACAAUUUUUUGGAAGAUGUUAUUUCAAUUCCUGAUGAAACCUGUUUAUCUCUUAAAUUCUUACAAAAUGCUGUACCCUGGGCAACUUCAAUCCAAGACCAAAAAACUACUACUUCUAAUCCUUAUCACAUUCCUUCUAAACAAAUCAAUUCUAUACAACAAUCUAAUAUCAUCGAUUACGAAUGGGAUAAUAAAUUACUUCGAUAUAGUCAACAUAACCUUGAAGUUAGACAUGGCGAAGACAUAAUUUAUGAUUUACAAAAAAUAGAACAAGAACUUGCACAACUUUUAAUUUCAGAAAAGGUAUUCAUAGAAGGAAAUAGUGAAGAUCAACUAUACAUGGAACAAUUUCCUUAUCAUAUGGAAUUAUUACAUGACAGUGCAAGAAUUUUAAAUGAGAUCAAAGGAUUGAUACCACAAGAACCAAUUCCUAUUGACAAGAUUUCAUUAAUUUCAUUUACAAAUCAAUUAAGAAAUCAAGAAUUACUUCAAUCCAUGGAAAUUCUUUUAUGCUUUAUUAAAAGAAUAUCGACUAAAAAUGGGGAAAUAUUGAUUAAAGAUUUUAUUGAUCAAUGGAUUCAGUUAUCAAGUUCGAUAGAAAUAAAUAAUUUCCAGACAAUUCUUAACGUAGAAUUAAGAUUAAAGCAUAUUGUAGCUUUAUAUGAAUUUAUUGAAGAUCAAGUAGCUAAUAUUGGAAUCAGUUAUAUCAAUGAUAAAUUUAAAGAACCGCUUGAUGAAAUGAUGACGAAAGAAAUUUUGGAUUCUAUAAAUAUCGAACAACCAAUUAACACAAACUAUUCACGACAACUAACAAAAAUCCCAGCCGAAGCAUUUGUCACUGCACUAAAAAGAUAUAUGCAAAGGUUCUUAUGUACAGAUACAAACAUUAAAGUAGACGUUCAAUUAUAUAUCUACUUAAGUGAAAUGAGUUUAAAUUUGUGGCCUGAUGAGAUUAAAGAAAUAUUAGUAGAAGAAAUGUUUCCACAAUCAUUGCUUGUUAAAAAUACAUAUGAAGCUUAUAAAUUUGUCAAAGAAAAGAUUAAGGUUUCUGCUCAAAUGCAACAGCCUCAAACGGUUAUCGAACCAUCUUUUCAAGAUUCAUCCGUGAAUAACCUUACUAUACUUCCAUCAAUUCAUGAUAAUGAAAUCCUACCAAAUAUUUCUAGUAGGUUUAAAGUUAAAUUCAAUUAUAUCAAAAAUUUCAUGGCUGAAACGAGUGAAAAUUAUAUCGAAAUAUCAAAAAUAAAUCGUGAGAAUUUAUCAGAAUUUACUGAUGAUGAAAUUAGAUGUGUUUUAUUUUUAACCAAGAUUCCUAAUUCAAAUUAUAAUGAUCCAGGAACUAUUCGUCAAAUUGAUUAUAAUAGAAUUAAUUCUUCUUCAAAUAUGAGUCGUGGAAAUAGUUCUCCUAGCAAUGCAAGAGUAACAGUUAAUACUGCGUGUUCUAUUGAGAAAUUAUUAAAACGUAGACUUCCUGAAAAUUCAAAUACUAAUAUUGAAGAUUUGAUUAGAGAUAAAGAAUACAGAGAAACAAAUAAAAUCGAUGAUAAUAAUAUUAUUAAGCGAGAAAGUUAUAGAAUAUUAUCAAAACAAAAUAGUGAAUUAAGAGAUGAAAUUAUUGUUUUGAGAGAUGAAAAUAAAAAAAUUUUAGAUAACAAAGGAAUACUAUGUAAUGUAAUUGGAAAAUCUAGUAAUCAUGGAAUUGAUAUAGUUGCAUUAUACAGAGGAUAUCUAAUUUUGAUACAGUGUAAAAGUCAACAAAAUUCUUUAGGCGAAGAAGUUGUUGCAAGAAUGCAUUCUACAAUUAAUAGAAAGGGAAAACUUAAUAAUCUGUUAACAAAGAACAUAGCGAAUUUUCAUAAAUCA
Molecule: messenger RNA, 5080 nt
Organism: Scutellospora calospora
Lineage: Eukaryota; Fungi; Glomeromycota; Glomeromycetes; Diversisporales; Gigasporaceae
Source: the annotation of a GenBank genome assembly